Leptinotarsa decemlineata (Colorado potato beetle) is the source of this 1365-nucleotide messenger RNA. RefSeq lists its product as uncharacterized. Gene Ontology annotation, biological process: positive regulation of cell population proliferation; positive regulation of protein autophosphorylation. The record is from RefSeq and is a predicted model, not a curated record. Gene Ontology annotation, molecular function: growth factor receptor binding; growth factor activity. Gene Ontology annotation, cellular component: membrane. NCBI's taxonomy places the organism in Eukaryota, Metazoa, Arthropoda, Insecta, Coleoptera, Chrysomelidae.
GCAGAGGUGGUACUAAAUGGUUAGUACCUCGCGACAGCUGUUGAGUGCAGGACGGGUUUUCAGAGGCCAACUUGAUUCGCAUUAAGUCAAUAUAAACACUGUUAGUAUCGUAUCAAAUGAAAACGAUGUGGAAACGAGUGAUAAUUUCGGUGAUGGCUGGUGUUUGUUUUGUGGCUGCUGGAAGUGGAAAUGCGAACAAUGGUGGAACAGUUGGUGAUACUCCUGAAGUCCCUCCGAAUGACUUCCUGCUUCAGCACAACCAUGUUCCACAUCGGCCACCAUUCCAAAACUACCGAUCACACUCUCAGGGUUUCCAGCACAGUCCACAGUUUCACCGCGCUCAUGGAAACUUUCCUCCAGAUUUUGAACACGACCCUGGAUUACACAGCAGUCACAUUCAUCCACCAAUACAUAAUAGUCCAUACCAUCACGAUGGUAGAGAAACCAACAGCCAGGACAGAGGACGUGAAACGGUUCCUGAAGACGUGGAAACGACGUAUUCCAAUUCUUCAACAACGAUACCAUUAGAUUUUAUAAAGAAUAUCAGCGAGUACAGUGUUAAUGAUCUCCUCCUCAACUUCGUAGAGGGUGGCAUGGAUUAUGACGACGAUGACGGCCCACCAUUUAUUGGCAGCCGAUUUGGAGACGACAAUAUCGCCAGAAGUGAGUACCCAGAUGCAGCAAUUCUUCCAAAGAAAGCAGGAUGUAUUCCAGAAUACAGAACAUUAAAACUAGCAAGUACUGACGAUCCUAGUAUUUUAUAUAUCCCCCAAUGCACAAGGAUCGAGCAAUGUGGGGGAUGUUGUAACCAUGCCUUGUUAGAAUGUCAACCUAUCGAGACCGAAACUCUGGCCUUCCAGGUUGUGAAAACCCAAUACACAGGAACCAAGAAGUUGAAAAUCCUCGGAAAAGAAAUCAUCCCUGUGGAAAAGCACACAAAAUGCAAAUGUGAUUGCAAAAUCAAGGCAGAGGUAGCUACACUGCACUGUAACCAGUACCAAGAAUACAAACCCGAUGAAUGUAGAUGCACAUGCAAAAACACUGACGAGGAACAAAAAUGUCGCAAAAGUGGUUCGAAAAAGCUAUGGAAUCCUGAGCUCUGUGCUUGCCAAUGCAAAGACGUUAUAAUUUGCACAACAGGCUACUACUUCGACCAGAAUGAUUGCAAAUGCUCUGCAUCACCUAUGAGGAGACGCUAUGCAACGUACGAAACAAAAGGAUCCAAUCCUGAAGAUGUAGCGAUUAUUCCACUAAAAGAUGACAAAUACUAAUGUGACAACUUGAUAGUUCACAUCAUUAUUGUAAGACAUUGUGAUAUUCCUUACUUACCUAAGUUUUAUUUUUGUAUUAAACGUAUUUGAAGUA